UGUGACAUCAGAUCAUUUCAGUUGUACACCGACUUCACUCACCUCAUCCUGAGCGUGUUCGGCAGGAUUCUCGUCCUAGACCUCGGCCAUGUCCUCGCCGUGUGUUCGUUUAUUCAGAGGGAGAAAACAGUCUUUUUCCAGAGGAUGGAUGACUGUGACGUGGACCGAGUGGAAGGACUCGUGCUCAGGUUCUUCACCGUCUCUUCACACUCCAACACUUUACUGUCCGUGGACGACGAGGAGCUUCUCCUCAACAAGCUGCAGGGACUCGUCACCAACAUCCACUGGACGUCGGCCGCCGCCGUCGACUUGUUCGAGACUCUUCUGAACCGAUUCGAGUCAACGACAAAAGACAGAUCGCAGCUGAUGGUGUGGAUGUUGGAGAUGUUGCACUGUGUGCAGAUUCACCUCAUCACGCCGAGCUGGAGGUCGGGACCAGGCGACGGAGGAAAGACCCUGAUGGAGCUGGUCCGGGACGAGAGCGUCCCAGAUCCACACCUGAAGAAAUCUUUAGCCAAUGACACAGAGAAGCAACUGGACGAAAUUCUUGAGGAAAUACGCCAAGAAAAGUUGAACCAGAUCGACGAGGAGCUUUUAGCUGAGAUGAGAGACAUCGUCUCGUCCGUUGAUGAGGAUCUGACUUCACGCAGAGAAGGAUCACAUCGGGGAGGCCUGAAGAAAGACCUGCUGAGGCUCUGCAAGGCGGCGGAACUGGCUCAGUUCAGACCACGACUCACUCAGAUGGUGAGCUGGUGUCUCAUGGUUCUGUCCACGGCAGGGCGGUUGAUCCAGGUCGGCACCGGCGAGGGGAAGUCGUGCAUCGUGGCCAUGUUUGCUGCUUUCCGGGCUCUGAGAGGAGAGAAAGUGGACAUCAUGUCCAGCUCAUCCGUCCUGGCCGAACGAGAUUCAGACGACUGGCGACGAUUUUAUUCAAUUUUGAAAAUCAGCAUCAGCUGCAACACCAACAAGCAAGGCAUCGACUUAAAGAGGUGCUACGAGUGCCAGGUUGUCUACGGCACGGUGGAGGACUUUGCUGGAGACUGGCUGAAGCACCACUUCCACAAGACAGACAUAUUUGGGCAAAGGAAAUUUGAGUGUGCGAUCGUGGACGAAGUGGACUCACUGAUGCUGGAUCGAGGUCUGCAUGUGGUCUACCUGAGUAGUGACAUGCCGGCUUUCCAACAUCUCAAUCCACUCUUGGCUUUCAUAUGGGCCACGGCUAAUCAGUACAGUAAGGUUGGCACAGAGACGGUUGUGGGCCGAAAAUACCCCUUUCAUCAGGUUGUGCUCAAAAACGCAACAACAAGCCAAGACGUUGACGAGUUCACCGUCCUUCAGAUGGCCGAGGACGCCGGCGUUCUGGCCAAAGGUUCCGUCCGGGAGCUGAGAAGAGACCUCAGCCUUUUAACUGAGAAAAUGACAGAUGUUACUGCGACGCAGCUGGCUGGAUUCUUCCAAACAGCGGAGAGGAAGUUCCCUUCGUGCAGCUUUGCUCUGCACUGCAUCAACAAUGACGGGGCGAUAGAGGAACUCAACAAAGAGCUGCAAAGGGAAGACGGCGAAAGGCAAAGAGUGCCGCUGCUCGUCAUCAACGGAGGCUUCUGUCGCUACAUGUAUCCUGACAAAGACAGUGUCCGCAGAGCGUCAGAGGAAGAAGUGAGAUGUGCUCUUCAUUUCACACCAUGUGACGUGAGCAAAGAUAAGAGCAGCUGCUACGUCCCGGGCUUCCUCUCCGAUCUGGUUGAGUCCAAACUAAAGGUGUGGAUUGGAAACGCCUUCUACGCACAAACCAUGACGGAGGACCAUGAAUACAUCAUGGAGGAUCAUGGAAUUGUCCCCGUCGACUACAGUGUCACGGGUGUCGUGGAAAACUUCAUGAAAUGGGCGGAUGGACUUCAGCAGUUUCUGGAAAUGAAACACGCGUCCAAGGUGAGCGACAUGACAGUCGUCACAAACUACAUGUCCAAUGUUAGCAUGCUUCAGCAGUACAAAAAUCAGAUCUAUGGAAUCUCUGGGACUCUGGGCCAACAAGCAGAGACUGAGACCUUACAGAAAAUCUAUAAAGGCAUCAAGACCUGUCAGAUACCUGCAUUCAAACGCAGGAAGCUGUUCGAGGUCGCAGGAAGGCUCAUUCCUGGAGAAAAAGAAUGGAUUGAAAAGAUCUGCAAUGUCGUCACUGCAGAAAUCAACCCGACUCCGUACAGGCCGGGAAGAGCUGUGCUGAUCAUCUGUGAGACCAUCAAUCGAGCAAAGGUUCUGCACGACAGUCUCGGAGACGAGGUCCACCACAAAAAGCUCUACAUCAACAACAACAUGGACAACACGGCAAUCUUCGCCAAGGACCUGGAAGCAGGAGAAGUCAUUAUAGCAACAAACCUGGCGGGUCGUGGGACGGACCUGCAGGUUUCUGAGGAGGUGAAGACAGCGGGAGGUUUGUUGGUUGUGCAGACCUUCCUGCCCAAGAACGCCCGGGUGGAGGCGCAGGCGUUUGGCCGCACAGCGAGACAAGGAUCUCCCGGCUCCGCUCAGCUCAUCGUCUGCUCCGGUCACCUGACGGAACCGUUUCCGUUGCUGAUUGCGUUGAAGAUGAAGCUGUCAUUUCUCAUGUCUGAAAGCCCCAGGUCAGAAAUAGAGACAGCGAAACUGCUCCGAGACGACUUAGUGGCUCAGACACUCGAUAGAUACCUGGAGCAGCACAUCCCAUUCAUAAAGAAGAAAGAACAGCUCUUCUUCCAGUACCUGGCCACACUCGACGGCGUGUACAAAACCAGCAACAACAAGCCAGCAGCUUCACAUCUGUCUGCACUCAAUGAGUUCUGGGGCAUUUGGCUCCUGACGCGCUUCAAAGCCGAUGAAUCGGACGCGGAGCUGAAGAGCCGACUGAGUGAAGACCUGGACCGAGCCAAGCAGCAGCUGGAACUCAGAGAAUCUCCGUCAUCGGACCUGCACUACUACACCGCCUUUGGCAAUGAGCAGCGCAAGAAGGGACACCUUGCAGAGAGUAUCGGGAUGUACACUAAAGCCAUCGAGGAGGACUAUUGUUGGGCAGCCAUUGCUUACUACAACCGAGCUUUUGCAUCUUUAACUCUGCACGGCAGGCAUCAGGAUCUGAUCUGCAUCAACCAAGCGCUGGAGGAUUUACAAAACGCUCUCCGGUCUGUUGAUCUGCACUGCGAGCAGGCCGAGGUCACUCUCAGUCACUCCACGCAGCAGAUCAACGAAGCUCGCACGGACUCCGUCACCAGGUUGGACGUGCACAUCACAGCCAGACACACGGUGCUGCUGUGCUUCAAGGCCAACAUCAACGACGCCAUAGAGAAGAUCAACGGCGCCAGAGACACGGGAGCGAGCGUGCGAGUGGACGAGAGUCUGGUCUACGUCCUGCUGCUGCCGGAGCUCCUCCUGUCGCUGACCGUCCUGUCCAGAGAUUCUCUGCGUCACAGAGACCCGGUGGAGAUCCACCGGCUCAUCAACCAUCCCUCCUUCAUGGUCGACAUAUUCAACCAACUCCUGUGUCUCAAGUCUCUGGGUCUGACUCACGUCUACACCGUGGACAGAGUUUUCUCUCUGCGCGGGUUCUUAGCAAAGAUGAAUACGACCAUAUGUCAUGCUCACGAAUAGACAGCAGCUACUUCAUGACUGUAAUAUAGCUUUAAUACAUGAGACUGCGCUGAACACAACAACAAAUCACAGGUAGUAUUCUGAAUAUCAGCAACAUCGGUGGGAAAUACAACAAACAAACCUGAACAGGAAGGUAAUGGGGGCGUGUCCCUCCACAGGUGUGAGAGUGACUGAGAGGAAGCCCCUCCCACAAAAACAAAAACACUGGAAAUCUCCCUUUCAUAUCCUUAGUUACCUCUGCAAGUUAAUUCAUUAAUUUAUUCCUUAGUCUUUCUUCAUUCCUUUUCUUUUCCUUCUCCCUCCUCAUCUGUUUUUCCAAACCACCCACACUCAGCUGCACCUGGAGGAACGGGGGUUACUUUACUUUUGUGUUUGCACACUUUGCACUUUGCUAAUCAUUUUUGACAAUAAAGAAUCUUUUGCAGAUUGGAA
Messenger RNA from Scophthalmus maximus (turbot), 4053 nucleotides. Its product is annotated as protein translocase subunit SecA-like. Gene Ontology annotation, biological process: protein targeting; protein import. The record is from RefSeq and is a predicted model, not a curated record. Gene Ontology annotation, molecular function: protein binding; ATP binding; ABC-type protein transporter activity. Lineage: Eukaryota; Metazoa; Chordata; Actinopteri; Pleuronectiformes; Scophthalmidae. The transcript is spliced from 2 exons. Gene Ontology annotation, cellular component: membrane. The coding region runs from base 145 to 3621 and encodes 1158 amino acids.